GCGUUUGCUCCCGCUAGGCUUUCGGAGGCUGCAUGCGGUAGAGCCAUGGCUGCCGCCUUGCCAGGGGUCACGUUGCCGGCCGUCGUGGAGGAACUCCUGAACGAGAUGGCCGCGGCGGUGCGGGAGAGCGCGCGAGUUCCUGAUGAGCAUCUAUUAUCGCUGAAGUUUGUGUUUGGCUCAUCAGCCCUCCAGGCUUUGGACCUCGUUGACCGACAGUCCAUCACUUUGGUCUCAUCGCCCAGUGGGAGGCAUGUUUACCAGGUACUUGGGAGUUCUGGUAGAACGUACUUGUGCUUGGCGUCCUGCCAUUACUGCUCCUGUCCCGCCUUUGCCUUCUCAGUGCUGCGGAAGAGCGACAGCCUGCUGUGCAAGCACCUCUUGGCAGUUUAUCUCAGUGAGGUUAUGGGGACCUGUCAGCAGCUCAGCGUCUCGGACAAGCAAUUGACUGACAUAUUGAUGGAGAAAAAACAAGAAGCAUAAAAGGAACAUUGCAGAAGCAGUUGAAGCUGUGAAGAAACAGAAGAAAAAGGCGAUUUUACAGCCCAGGAAACCCCCAGCCCUGGGCCCUGGAAACAAGGGGUGCCAGUGAAUGAAUGCUGUGUGAGGCGGCCACAGAGGGUGCAGUGUCGUGUGAUUGGCAGAGCCUUUUGUUAUGGUGAGGUGUGGCAAAUACAAGCUAUCAAGACUUCUGCUACUUGGGAAACUUGCACUGGAUAAAGAAUAGAAGGUACCUACAGCCCUGGCUAGUGUGGCUCAGAGGGGUGAACGCUGGCCUGUGAACCAAAAGGUUGCCAGUUCAAUUCCCAGUCAGGGCACAUGCCUGGGUUGAGGGCCAGGUCCCCAGUAGGGGGUGCGCAAGAGGCAACCACACAUUGAUGUUUCUCUCCCCCCAAAUCGAUGUUUCCCUUUUUGGCUCCCUCCCUUCCCUCUCUGACAGUAAGUAAAUAAGUAAAUAAA
Pteronotus mesoamericanus is the source of this 957-nucleotide messenger RNA. It is a transcript of the gene ZSWIM7, whose product is annotated as zinc finger SWIM-type containing 7. The transcript has 6 exons. Gene Ontology annotation, molecular function: zinc ion binding. Gene Ontology annotation, biological process: double-strand break repair via homologous recombination. Gene Ontology annotation, cellular component: Shu complex. Bases 46 to 480 code for a protein of 144 amino acids. The record is from RefSeq and is a predicted model, not a curated record. Lineage: Eukaryota; Metazoa; Chordata; Mammalia; Chiroptera; Mormoopidae.